This is a messenger RNA of Megalobrama amblycephala (Wuchang bream), 1994 nucleotides long. RefSeq names its product G protein-coupled receptor 55a (gene gpr55a). Gene Ontology annotation, molecular function: G protein-coupled receptor activity. Gene Ontology annotation, biological process: phospholipase C-activating G protein-coupled receptor signaling pathway; positive regulation of Rho protein signal transduction. Gene Ontology annotation, cellular component: membrane. Lineage: Eukaryota; Metazoa; Chordata; Actinopteri; Cypriniformes; Xenocyprididae. The record is from RefSeq and is a predicted model, not a curated record.
ACUAGAAGAAUGUUCUUAAACUUUUGAGAACCUUGCCAGAAUGUUUGACACAGUUAUGAGAAGGUCUCUUGUAUGUGGGCUCCCCGACUUUGACAUUUCAAAGCCCGUAUGUGUCAAAACGACUUUAUGCAUUGGGGUGUGUAGGUGGGCUAAUUGUUCGGUUUCUCAUUUCACUAAACCAACAAACUCACCAUGAGCGCAGUUGAGGCUGGCGCGUGAGCGCGCGUAACAGUAGUUUCUCUUUUGACAGAUAUCUUACCAGUUUCUGUCUGACUGCAGAGUUCAGAUGGUCUGCAGCGGAAACAAAAGAAACAGAACUCACUCAUCCAACAGACAGACCUCACGCAAUGCUUCAGCGGCAGUUUCCACACAUCAACAAUCGUGAGGAUCAAGAACUUGCCUUGAAGUAUGGAUAACAGCGGACACCAGCGAACAAAUAAUUCACUGGCUGUGGGAAUGAACUCCAACUAUACAUCAGACAGCUGUGACUGGGUGUGUUGGGUCCAGUGGUGUGUGUACGUGCCCAUUCUGGUUUUCGGCCUCCCCCUGAACCUGGCUGCUCUGUGGCUGCUGCUCUCUCGUGUUCGACACUUGAGCGAAUCCAUGGUUUACCUCAUCAACCUGAUCAUCAACGACUGCCUGCUGAUGCUGUCUCUGCCCUUUAAGAUACAUGCAUACAAGAAGCCCUGGACUCUUGGUAAUUAUUUCUGCUCCCUGCUGGAGAGCCUGCUCUACGUCAACAUCUACGGCAGCAUAAUGCUGAGCGUUUGCAUCGCGGCUGACCGAUACAUCGCUCUUCAGUUUCCAUUUGCUGCGCGCCGUUUGCGAUCUCCACGCAAGGCAGUGCUCGUGUGCCUGGUCAUGUGGAUGGUGGUAUUCGGAUCCAGCACCCCCAUCUACAAACUUCACGAUAAAUCAAAUGUAACUUACUGCUUCCAGGAUUUCUCCAACGGAACUUGGUCAAAAAGAUGGAUUCUGGUCUCUAUGGAGACAGUGUUUUGCAGCAGCGUCGUGUUGAUGGUGUUCUGCUCUGUGCGCGUGGUGCAGAUUCUGCACCACCUGAGGGCACGCAAUCCAGGCGAUGCCAAACUGCGCAACAACAAGAGCAUGAAGAUCGUCCUCAGCAACCUGGUGGUCUUCCUCACAUGCUUCAUUCCUUACCACAUAGCGGCGUUGAUUUACUUCCAUGCCAAGACAAGCAAUCUGAACUCAAACACCAUCGAUAAACUGCGCUAUUUUGUUCACAUAAGCAUGUGUAUUAGUAACGUGAACAUCUUGGCAGAUGGCGCAUGUUACUACUUCAUUCUUAAAGAGAACCUGGAGUCUGCAAAGCGAGAGAGGAGAAUGGCUAUACGCUCCAGAGAGAUGCGCACGGGUUCAAAGAGUCACAUGUUAUUUGGCGAAAUGCAUAAUGGUACAUCCACAGACACUGAAAAGAUGGAAAUAUGUGUGGUUACUGAUUUUACAUAAAGACCUACAGGAAAUUCAAGAAGGCUGACAUUCUAGGAUGAUUAAUCCUACACAGCAAAGGAAAAUGGUAGACAGUAAGACACAGACAUGUUCAUAUGGAUGAGCUGAGUGUGCCAGUGGAUACUGAAGUACUGUAUACACUGUAAAAAAAAAAAAAAAAAAAUCUGUAAAAAACAGAUAAUGUAGUCUACUGGUAGAAAAUUACCAGGACAGUAAUUUCACGGACAUUUCCGUUAACCCUAAAACACAACGCAAUGAAGUUCAAAAUACAAGUAAAACACCUGUAAAAACAAAAUUUAGCUGUAUUUUUAUUAUUAUUAUCAGUUUUUUUUUUAAAUCACAUAACACUUCUAUUUAUAGCUUAUAUAAACCAUGAUAUACAAUAUUUUAGAGUAAAUUUGAUGUUUACUUAAAGGGAUAGUUCACCUAAAAAUGAAAAUUUGAUGUUUAUCUGCUUACCCCCAGCCCAUCCAAGAUGUAGGUGACUUUGUUUCUUCAGUAGAAAAAACACAAAUGAUAAUUUU